UUCCCGCGCAGGCGCUGUGAAAACGCGGCCCUGGACAAACAGCCUCAGCUCGCGCCCAGGAAAAGCAGCCCAGAUUGCAGCAAAUAAAUUUUUAUAAAUUGUUAAAAACUAAUAUCUAACCAAAAAUGGUCAUUCAACGCAGUUGGAAAAUCCCCACCGAUGUGGGGGGCUCCCUAAGCAGCAGCGGCAACAACAACACAUCAGCAGCGAACGAAGUGCAGCAGCGUUCCUCUCCGGGCAUCCAGCUGCAGGCAGCCAACUCCUCCUCCGACGACUCCGACUGCUCCAAUCAGACCACACAUUCGAUGGACACACGGGUGGCCAGUCCUCCGUUGGAGGGCGUGAGAAAGCAGGCGGAGAAGGAGGCGUCAGCGGAAGGCAACACAAUCACCCUGUCACUGCUGGGCGAGUCCACAUCCUCGGAUGCGGAGGCCUCGCAGAAAUAUGUAACCACACCGGAAAUGGCGGAGAACAUGUUGCAGCGCAUUCGCCAAAGACUGGGUGGCUCGCACAACACCGAGAGUGGCGGCAGUGCAGAGUCCGCCAUGCGAGCUUUGGAACUCUUGAGAAUCAGCGUACAGCAAGCCUUCGAUGCGGAGGUCAACGAGAUAAUUAAACGAUACAUGCAAAACUACUUUAAGCCCGCCUUUGGCAACAUCAAGGAGAACCUGGGCCAGCACUCGGUGAAUGAGGAAACGCUGCAGAAGAUGUCAUCGUGUGCUCUGCUGGAGAAUGCCAAGGCUCAGUACACGAACUUUGUGCGCCAGCAGCAGCGCCAGGCACUCAAACGCACAGCCAAGCAGGAGAUUAGCCCAGUUAACAAAGUGUUUGUGGCCACCAAACCGAUGCCCUGCACGGCGACCACCGAGAAUCAGAACCCACAACCUGCAGUUCAGCCUCAACAGCUGCAACAGCAGGAGUUGCAAACAGUACAGCCCCUGCAGCAAACACAGGCGCCAAACCAACAGCCACAUCGCUCCACGGUUACUCCGCUGGUGGGUGGCACUCUGCCCACUCCAGUGCGCCGUCAGAUAUUCUGGAACACCGCACAGAUCUCGACCACCACCAAGUUCGUGCUGGAUGUGCAGGCCAACCUGGCCUUUGGCUUUGGCACCGACGGCAAGGAGCGGUUGGCCAGCAAGCAUCCCGAAUUGAUACGCUACCUGCCGGAUGGCGAGGACAGGGAGUGGCUGGCCACGCGCGGCAUUAUUCCCGCCGAGAAUCGCAGCUCGCGGUUCUUGUUUCUCAUCUACGACGAAGUUUGCCGGCUGCAGCAAACGCACGAUCUGUAUCGCCACAAAAGCAACAUUGAUCUCAGCAUGAUGCUCACGUUCAGCGUCACCGAUGCCAUGAUACACAAGAUGCGGCUGUUCUUUGUGGAUCUGAAUAUCAAGAGUCGCGGACUCAUAACCAAUUCGUAUAUUAUGCCCAGCCAGCAGCAGUCGGGAAAUGCCAACAACAGUCAUCUGAGGAAUGCCCUGCUCCAGGGAGCCUCAGCUCAACAACAGCAGCAGCAGCAACAACAGGUAGCCACGCCGCCGUCUGAGGAGGCUGUGCUCAAGGACCUCCCGGCUGCAUCGCCCACUCCCUGCCUGCAGGGUCAGGUGGUGGGCAGCACAACGACGCCGCUGAAGACCAAACUGGGGGCCAGUUCCACGCUCAGCUCCUCGCAUGCCACACUCACGGCCUUGCUGAACAACGGAGGAGUUGUUGUGGCAGCGGCUCCGGCAGGCAAUUCCGCACCCAGCACCAUUGGGAAAUUUAGAAAUUAAUACAAGUCAAUUAGAUUACGUUUAAUACAAUUCCUUUGCCAGUUGGUUAACAGUUAAGAGUUUAAUAAUUUAGGCUGCCCUUUAAAUUAAAUGCAAUAUUUUCAUUCUGUACAUUUAAAUAGAAAAUAUGAGCAAUAAAGAACACAACUUCAAAUAAA
Messenger RNA from Drosophila takahashii, 1930 nucleotides. RefSeq names its product AF4/FMR2 family member lilli. Gene Ontology annotation, molecular function: DNA binding; nucleosome binding. The record is from RefSeq and is a predicted model, not a curated record. Gene Ontology annotation, cellular component: nucleus. NCBI's taxonomy places the organism in Eukaryota, Metazoa, Arthropoda, Insecta, Diptera, Drosophilidae.